Molecule: messenger RNA, 2779 nt
Organism: Dimorphilus gyrociliatus
Lineage: Eukaryota; Metazoa; Annelida; Polychaeta; Dinophilidae
Source: the annotation of a GenBank genome assembly
CUUGUUCCAUUCGAUAGAAUCCUACAAUAACAAUUAUACAGUUGUGCAUUUGACAGCCUGGAAAAUUAGUAUUGAUAUCGGAGAAUGCUAAGUGAAUUGGAAACAGGAAAGUGUUUUUUCUUUAUUUUUGGGAUUAUUUUUGUGGUGCACAUACUCUACAUAUUGUCUGUUUAUCGUGCAGUACGUUAUAUUGAUUUGAUGGUGAAAUGGCUGCACUUUAUUUCCGUCUGUUUAUUUAUACUCGUCUUGGCUAACAGCGUAUUUCUUGCGAUUUACAUAUACAGUAUAGUACCAAACAUUUUCAUGUCAAGUACACUUAGUUACAUAAUAAUUGGUGAAAACCUCCACAAAUCUAAUAAAUGUCCAUUAAAUUUUUGUAAUCUGCCACGCCUUAAGAUUCGAUUGUCUUCACUAUUAGUUAUGUUCUUUGACAACGCAUAUAGCACAUCAGUUUCAUCCCUUUCUUCCCUUUGCUCCAAUUUAGAAUUUUUCCAAAAAGGAAAAUGUUUGCAGUGUAAACAGCAACUUCGAGAUGGACUGGGGAGAAAACUGUCCUGUUUACACACAUUUUGUGCAACUUGUCUAGAAAGCGAUCAAGCGAGUCAAAAAGGAAACCUUGUCAAUGGAACAUACAAGUGUCCUGUGGAAAAUUGUCAGAAGCUCAUAGCUUGGCCAGAGAAAGGAAUUUUAGAAAUAACUCCAUAUUAUUCUUUCUCUGGGGCAAUAAAUUUAAAUCAAGACGAUUUGCUAACAUGUCAUCAACACGGAUCCAAUAUUUUGAAAAUGGUUUGUCGGGAUUGCUUCUACGAAUUAGUUUGUAUUCAUUGUAUUCAAAGGCAUGAAGAUCAUAAAUUGGAUGAUAGAGAAGAUGUAAUUAAUCACGUCAAAAAGUUUCAAAUAGAUUGCAAGCAUAAAGCAGAGCUAUACCAGAAGACUAUACUGGACGAAAGAGAUAAUCUACUAAAAGACUUAAAUAGCUAUUACUUAGAACUGUCAAAUAGCAUAGAAAAUCAAAGAAAAGCUAUUAAAGACGAAGCAGUAAAAAUUUUAAGAGAAAAAGAAGUACUUUUGGAUGAUAUUAAAAAAUCUGUGUCUGUAGCUGUUUUUUCCCUUUUGCCGUCAGUAGAGGAGCAAAUUAACUUAUCACUCAAACGAGCAGCACGUUUGGUAAAAGAGAAGAAUAGAAAAUGUCAUGAAGAUGAUAUUGGCCAAUGGGGAAAUGUUUUAAUUAAGAUAGAUAUAGAACGAUCUAAAUGUGCUCAAGGUACAUCCAAAUCUGAAUUACACAUUGGCAACACAAAAAUUUCAAAGACCAAUAUCAAGUCAAUAUCACAGGAGAAGUCAACGAAGAAAACAGUUGGUCAAAAUUCUCCUGUAAAAAAUGCUUCAGAACAGAAAACUGUUACAGCAACAAGAAAUGUUCCGAGAGGAAUUCUUGUUGGUAUUCCUAAUGAGGGAAGUUGCUAUAUACAAAAUCUCUAUAUUGACCAUGAUUAUCUGUUCGUCUUAGAGAUAAAAAACAAUAAUAAAGGACCAUCAUAUCUAAACAAGUAUAGCUUUGAAGGACACCUCAGAUCAUGUACAUUAAAAUUAGAUAUUGUUAUUCAGUGUAUUGUUCCAACAUCGGAUGGAAAAGUAUUUUACUUUUAUGACUUUACAAAUAGUAAAGUUAUUGCUCUCAAUGUAUUGGAAAAUUUCCAAUCAGUUGUGAUCAAGAAAAAGCAAAUCGAGUAUAUAAACUUAUUUCAAAAUGAUGAAAAGCUAAUUUUGCUAAAAACAAACACACUGAUUUGCUUCGAUUUAAAAAUAUCUAAAGAACUCUGGAAGCAAAAACCUAAAUCAUCUGGGUCUUUUUGUGGCUUAUCUACCAAAAAUAAUGAAAUUUUCGUUUGUCAUUUCAACACUUCAAAGAUAAUUGUUUAUGAAGAAACAGGCUCCAUUAUUAGAAACAUAGCAUGCGAUGGAAUGCCGACUGGACUGCUAGCAACGCCAGAUAGUUUAGUAAUGAUCCAGCAUAAGCAAAAGAAAAUAGAAGUUAGAAAUAUGGAAGGAAAAGUACUAAGAAUGUUCAGCUGCGAAGGAUUUCCAGUUAGUUGCGCGAUUCAGAAAGAACAAGCAUUCGUAAGCACAUUUUACAAAGAAGGGAACGAAAGGAUCUGGAAAAUCGAAAGCAUUCAACUGGACGCCAGCAAAUUAUAAACAGGCCUAAAUUGCUAUUGCUUUUAUAUAUUAGAUUACACUUUGCGUUGGUUUUCGAUUUCGCUUGUUUUUUUGCACGUCUUACCUUUUACCAUUUUUAAUCCACGUUAUAUCCGGUUUCGGAUUCCCUUCAGCUGAACAGUUCAAAAUAACGUUUGAGCCUCUUCGUAUCGUAGAUUCUUGUUUUGGGUGAACUAGUUGAACAUCAGCAUUAUCAGAUAUCCCUGUUAAAGAACAAGUUUUCAUUACCUCCAUGAUGAAUAACUUUCAUGCAGCUUGAUGAGUAAUCAAUCACAAGGAACGACGCGCGUUCCCUGGUUAAUUAUCAAGUAGGUCGGAAAGUUCAAAGGUCAAAUAUAUUGCAUAACCAAGAAAAUUCUAGGGCAUGUCGAAAUUUGAGGAUAUUGAUAACGUUUCACCUCGACCGUUAACACACUAACAAUAAAACUGUAAGAUAUUUAUCAUAAAUCUUAGUUGGUAAAAGUCCCAAUCUGCUUUAGUCGUUUUCGUAAUCAAACGUAACUUUUUUACAUAAAUACUUGCAUAUAUAUAAGUGAAUACAAAAUAACCCUAUCUAGUU